AUGACGUUUCCCAACAACUUCAACGCAUACCAGUUCGAAAGCUAUGGCCCGAUGGACAAGACCCUUUCGAUCCACUCUGACGUACCACAGAUGCCUAUUGGUUCCAACCAAGUGCGCAUCAAGAUGCACAGUGCUUCCGUGAAUCCCGUCGACUACAUGAUCUUGGAAUUCGCAGGAGAGGCAUUUUUGAAGCGAUCUCCAUCGGCGGACAAGCCAUUUACGAUCGGCAUGGAUGGCGCUGGAGAAGUUGUGGAGGCUGGUAGCGAUGUUCAAAACCUGAAGGUGGGCGAUGCUGUCUACACGAUGCUGCCAUUCACAAGCUUCGGAACGCUCGCCGAGUAUGCGGUUGUCAGCGAGGAAUUCGUUGCGAGGAAACCGAGCAACCUGAACUUCGACGAGGCAGCGGCCGUGCCUCUCGUAGCGCAGACCGCCUACCAGGGUGUAUUUGAGCACGCCAAACUGCAGAAGGACGAGACUGUGCUUAUCUUUGGAGGCAGUAGCUCCGUUGGUAUGUACGCUGUGCAGUUAGCGCACGCCAUCGGCGCCCGUGUGAUCACUACGGCCAGCGCCGGCAAAGCUGAUUUCUUAAAAUCUCUUGGUGCCAACCAGGUCAUUGACUACAGGACGGAGAAGUGGCAAGACGUGGUGGAGCCACACUCUGUUGACGCUGUCUACAACUGCGGCAUGGAGAACGCUGCAUGGAACGAAGGUGCUCAGAAUGUGCUGAAGAAGAACACUGGCCGCUUCGUCACGAUCCUUCCGAUGGCCCAGCCCGUGAAGGAGCCCGAGUUUGGGGCAAAGCUCGUUGGCCACGUUCACGUGGAACCCUCGGCUGAAACGCUGCGCGAAAUCACCAAGUACAUUGAGAGCGGCAAGGUGAAGCCUAUCAUCGACACGGUCUAUCCGUUCGAGAAGGCGCUAGAAGCUUAUGCGAAACUCAAAUCUCGUCAUGCUCUGGGCAAAUUGGUGAUCAAAGUUCUCCGGCGUUAACAGAGUGACUGCGUAGUUAGCUUACUGCAAUUGAGGCCUGUUGUCUGCAGCUUGUAGUGCAUCCGUG
Phytophthora nicotianae INRA-310 is the source of this 1057-nucleotide messenger RNA. RefSeq lists its product as hypothetical. Bases 1 to 990 code for a protein of 329 amino acids. The record is from RefSeq and is a predicted model, not a curated record. Gene Ontology annotation, molecular function: oxidoreductase activity. Lineage: Eukaryota; Oomycota; Peronosporomycetes; Peronosporales; Peronosporaceae. The transcript has a single exon.